CUGGGCCGUCUUGUUCCAUCGGAAGCAUCUUCUAUCUCAACAGCCAUCAAGAGACCGUGUUGCGUGUUAUGUUCUGGGCUGAGUGUGAUAGGUCACGCUGGUGAUGAGAGUAGUGGCAGUAGUAACAGUAGUGGUGAUGGUGGUGGUGGUGGCACGCUUCAUACUGUUGUGUACAGAAAGCUCCACUGGGUCAAGGUGUGAGGAGAGCUGAGGCUGGCUGAGUGAGGAGUAUUGCUAGGGAAGGAAAGAAGGCAGCACCAGAAUGGCUGAAGAGGAGAAUGUGAAGGUGGCAGUUCGGGUUCGGCCAAUGAAUAAACGCGAGCUGGGACGGAAGGCCAAGUGCAUAGUGAGCAUGAAGGGAAAUAUCACAACGGUCACCAAUCCUGAUGAUGCGGCUGAUGUCAAGUCCUUCACCUAUGACUACUCUUACUGGAGCUUUGAUGGCUACAAGGAGGAGCCCAAUGGGUACUUUGCUAAGCAAUCACCCAACUCAAACUAUGCAGAUCAGAACACAGUGUACAAUGAUCUGGGAGGUGGAGUCUUAGCAAACGCCUGGGCUGGUUACAACUCCACACUGUUUGCUUAUGGUCAGACAGGCUCUGGAAAAUCUUGGUCUGUCAUCGGAUAUGGAGCCAAUAAAGGAAUUGUACCACUGUUCUGCAAUGAUCUGUUUAAUGGCAUCACACAAAACACAGAGGAGAAGGAGUUUGAGGUGAGGUUCAGCAUGUUGGAGAUCUACAAUGAGGUGGUGCAUGACCUCCUCAACCCCACCAAGAACAAGAAAGGCCUCAAGGUCCGCCAGCACCCAAAGAAAGGCUUCUAUGCUGAAGGCCUCAAGAUGGCUCUGGUGACCAACUACAAUGAGAUUGAACAGAAGAUGAAUGAGGGCACCGUGAACCGCACCAUUGCCUCUACCAACAUGAACGCCACCUCAUCCCGUGCCCACACCAUCGUCGGCAUCACCUUCAUUCAGAAAUUCAGAAAUGAUGUAGGACAAGAAACAGCAAAGCAAGCAGUGGUGAACCUGGUGGAUUUGGCUGGCAGCGAGCGUGUGGAGAGCACAGGAGCCACAGGGUCACGCCUCAAGGAGGGUGCUGCUAUCAACCGCUCCCUCUCCUCUCUUGGGAACUGCAUCCAUGCCUUGGCGGAGCGCUCCAGUGGCAACAAGGUUCGAGUGCCUUACCGGGACUCCACCUUGACACGGCUGCUCAUGAAUGCCCUGGGAGGGAACAGCAAGACAAUAAUGAUUGCCGCCAUCUCGCCAGCUGACAUCAACUAUGAGGAGACACUGUCCACCCUCCGCUUUGCUGACCGUGCCAAGCAGAUCAAGACCAAGGCUGUGGUGAAUGAGGACCCCACAGAGAAGCUCCUGCGGGAACUGAGGGAGGAGAAUGAGAAGUUGAAGAAGAUGAUGCAAGGUGGCAAGAUUGAUAAGGACUUCAUUGAUUCUGAUGGGAAUGGUAUUGAUGACCGAGCUGAAGGAGACCUGAAGAAGAAGUGGGAAGAGGAGAUGAAGGCAAGGAUGCUGGAGAAUGAGCAGGAGAUGAUCAACAUGAAGAAGAGCUAUGAAGAGAAGCUCAAGAUGGCCCAGAAGGAUUCUGUAGACCCAAGCAUUGCCAAGAAGGAGCAGGACAAGAGCCACAAGCCGCACAUAUACAACCUCAACGUGGACCCCAUGCUGUCUGGCCGCAUCAUUCACAUCCUGAAACCUGGCAUGAAUACAGUGGGAAAUCGAAAGGGUGUGGAAUCUACCAUCAUCAUGGUCAGCCCCAGCAUCCAGGAGCAGCAUGCAGAGAUCACAGUGGGACAGGGAGGCAAGGUGACUGUCAAGCCAACCAACACAGACUGCCGUGUGCUAGUGAAUGGCUCACAGGUGCAGGGAGAGACCACACUCUGCCACAAUGAUAGACUUGUGUUUGGGGCCACACAGAUGUGGGUGUUCCAGAACCCACUAGACAAGAAGGCAGCCAAGAUGAACAAUCAGGACAUCACUUUUGAGUAUGCACAGGAGGAGAUUGCUGCCAAGAGUGGUGUUGACAUGUCAAGCAAAGGUGAUGCAGAGUGGUCCCGUGUCCAGGAAGACCUGCUGGAGGUGAUGCCGGCAGUGGAGGAAGCUAAUUCUAUCUCAGAGGAAUUGGAUAAGCUCGUCAAGUUUGAGAUUCUGAUGGUGGCACCACAGGUGCUUGGCAAUGAACGUGGCCGGACAGAGGUUCAUGUCAAGAUGAAGAAUCUCUCUAAUGGCACUGAAUUUGUAUGGAACAAAGAGAAAUUCCUAAACCGACUCUAUCUAAUGAAGGAAAUGUACCAGAAAUAUGAAGAUGAGGAGGAGUGGCAGAAACCUGAUGAGGAAGACCCAUUCAAGGAGUCACUGGACACAGAGGUUCACAUUGGCACCACUCAGGUCAAUCUGCAGCCACUUGCCUACAAUGUGGAGCUCAAGGAACAACUGGAGAUUACUAAUUACAAGGGAGCUGAUGUUGGACUUAUGAAUGUGGAGCUGGUGCCUUGUGACAGCUCAGGCCAUGAGUACACUGAGGCAGAUGACAAGUUUGUGGAUGAACCUGUUGACUUGGUGGGGAAAUCUAUGCACUUCAAGGUUAAGAUCACCAGCUGCAAUGGUCUGCCCAACAAAUAUGCAGAUAUGUACUGCACCUAUCGCAUUUAUUUGGAGGAAGAGGAUACGAAAACUAAGACUGUGUCAGAAACAUCAAAUCCGACCUUUGGCCACUCCAAGAUGUUCUCCUUCUCUCCAGUGACUGAACAACUGGUGCACUACCUCAAGAAUGGGACCUUGAAUGUGAAGGUGAUGGGCAAGCAGAGAGUGAGACGCUCAGCAAUGCCUUACAACAAAGGCCUCACUACUAGGGACCUGCUCAAGUCAGACCGUGCUGUGUUUUCCAGGACGGCAAACCUAAUGAACGGUUUCCAGAUGAACGGCCGUGUUGUGGACCCUCAGAAGCAGUCCAUCAUUGUUGAACUGUUGCUCAUGAAGAAGACCCAAGCUCGCCUGCAGCAGAAAGUGGACUCAGUAAGGAAGUUGGUGAAGGAGGCUGAGAACAUUUCCAAGAUCCGAGUGUCCACCAGCCUGCUCAAGGAGGUGCUGCAGGCCAACUCUCCUGAGCAGGCUGACAUGAUCAUUAGAAAGAUUGCAGAUGAGCCAGACUAUGAGGGAUAUGGCCCGGGGAGUGGCAUGUACAGCAGCUCAGUGUGUGCCGUGCUCUAAGGUGACGUCCAGCAUUCUGAUCCAGACACCUCCUCUCUCACCAUCUCCUGCCUUAAUUAGGUUUUGUUUUGUGAAAUGACCUGAAAAGAGUAGCAAAAAGUUUUGUCAGAGGCUUGGUAUUACUGAAAUGGGAGUCACUUGAAAGACUCAGUAAUGGUGAUAGUGCCACUGGUCAGUGUGAAGAGGAAUUUUCACAUAAACAACAGAACAUACCCAGAUCUGUGAGGAAUUAAGAGUCACCUGACAAAAGUUUCACCAUAACUGUUUCCCUUAAUGGGCAAACACAGCAAAGGUAAUUUUGUGUGUACAUAUGUAUACAGAAUGCUUUAAAGUGAAUCCACAAUGAGGCAGAGAUGCUGGAGCCAGUCAGCUGAUCCUAGAGAAUGAAAUGUGGCAGUGUUAAUUGUACAGUAAUCUGUCACUGGAGAAGGCAAAGGAGGGUGACAGGAGGAAAGGUUUCUGGCCACUGUUUUUCUAAGAGAUCAGCCAGUGAGUACAAAACUGAAGAGAAGCCUGCUAACUGCAACUCCCCCCAAAAUAUAUAUAUAUAUAUAUAUAUAUA
Messenger RNA from Scylla paramamosain (green mud crab), 3785 nucleotides. RefSeq names its product kinesin-like protein KIF28P. Lineage: Eukaryota; Metazoa; Arthropoda; Malacostraca; Decapoda; Portunidae. The transcript is spliced from 22 exons. The coding region runs from base 263 to 3223 and encodes 986 amino acids. Gene Ontology annotation, biological process: microtubule-based movement. Gene Ontology annotation, molecular function: microtubule motor activity; ATP binding; microtubule binding. The record is from RefSeq and is a predicted model, not a curated record.